AUGUCUCUCAGCACUCGUGCUUUUGAACUGAAACAGGAAGCGUAUUUCACAAGUGCUGGAAGGUUCAAACAAAAUUUACCGGGCCGCGAAUUGCCGCCGUGUGUGGUCCCGUUAAAUCUUGUCGCCCAGGAUAUUAUGAACGCAUUGCUGAAAAGUUUCUCACGUUCAUCAAAACGUGAAUGGCUUAGCUAUUUUUGUUCAACACAUUUCUGGGGCCCGGUGGCUAACUGGGGUAUCCCGAUUGCAGCACUCGCUGAUCUCAGGAAAAACCCGGAUCUCAUUUCUGGUCCAAUGACGACAGCACUAUGUAUCUACUCGGGAGCUUUUAUGCGAUUUGCCUGGAGAGUGGAGCCACGAAAUAUGCUCCUUUUCGCUUGUCAUUUCACUAAUAUUUCAUUGCAGCUCAUGCAGGUACAGUGUACUUAA
Molecule: messenger RNA, 426 nt
Organism: Gongylonema pulchrum
Lineage: Eukaryota; Metazoa; Nematoda; Chromadorea; Rhabditida; Gongylonematidae
Source: the annotation of a GenBank genome assembly